Molecule: messenger RNA, 1124 nt
Organism: Papaver somniferum (opium poppy)
Lineage: Eukaryota; Viridiplantae; Streptophyta; Magnoliopsida; Ranunculales; Papaveraceae
Product: SKP1-like protein 21
Exons: 2
Coding region: 172-780 (202 amino acids)
Biological process (GO): SCF-dependent proteasomal ubiquitin-dependent protein catabolic process
Cellular component (GO): nucleus; cytoplasm
Molecular function (GO): cullin family protein binding
Source: RefSeq, a predicted model, not a curated record
CUCUCCCCUUCUUCGUCUCUCUCUUCCGCUCUUUGUCCAUUACAUUUUCUUUCAUUAGUAUCUCAUUCUCGGCGCUACAAAACCAGUGGUGGUCGGAUUCAACCAGUGGCAGAGCAAACGGUACUUUCGUUCACCCUACAGUGGAACAGGGGACAUAGCUGAACCGCAGCUAUGAAGUCUUACAUAUGGUUAAAAACUUGUGAUGGUUCAAUCGAGCAAGUAGAAGAAGAGGUUGCUAUGGUUAUCCCAAUGGUUUGCAGAGAAGUGUUCCAAAAUAGCAUGGGAUCAGCAAAGAAGUCUGCUAUUCCACUUCCCGAACGAGUCACUAAUACAGAUAUAUUAAGCUUAGUACUCGAUUAUUGUAGGUUCCACCAAGUACUGGGUCGCUCUGAUAGGGAGCGCAGAUCUUUUGAUGAGAAGUUCAUCAGAAUUGAUCAAGAAAGGUUAUGUGACUUGGCUGCUGCUGCUCACAGUCUAAAACUGAAACCUUUGGUUGAUCUCACCUGCAAAGCACUUGCUCGGAUGAUUGAAGGGAAAACAACUGAGGAAAUUCGCGAGACAUUUCACAUACCUGAUGAUCUCACGGAGGAGGAGAAGUUGGAGCCUAUAAGAAACAUGCCUGAUGAUUCGCGAAUCAGGCUGCUCAAUCGACUUUAUGCCAAGAAGAGGAAAGAAUUGAAGGAGAAAGAGAAGCAGAAGGCUGCUGAGGUUGAAAAAGAGCGGAUGGACGGCCUGAUACUUGAAAUCAGGAGGCGGAAACUCCAUGAGCCUAAAGGCUGAGAAAGUAUUUUAGACAAGAAGAAGGCUGGUAUUAGGCGGAUAUAUGAACCGGUUUCCUAGGCUAGGUGACACGAUAUCUAUAUAUUAAACAUUGCGCCUAGGCAUGCUCUUCUCAAACUUUUGUAUGGAAAGUCAAUGCCUAUGGGCCCAUACAUGUCUGUAUUGUUUUUUUUUUGAUGGGUUGGAAGAGUGGGCCUACUCUACGUCCUUAAAUCGGAGUUAUUUCUAAUAAUAAUGGGAUGCGAACCCCUACCUCUGCGGUGGGAGGGAGCAUGCCAAGCAUCAGACCAUUUAAUGGUUGGCUUACAUACAUGUCUGUAUCAAUAAAUAUAUUUUCUACCUUC